CUGAAAUAACCUUUAUUUUUAUCCUAACCCUCAAACUUUUGUAUGAGUUUCUUUUUCAGGGACUCAGAUUAACAUACUCUUUUCUUUUCUCUGCAUCAGUGGUCAACCCAUAUGAUGAAAUCUCCAAAGACAUUAGAAUAUAUUACAUGUGCUUGCCGGUGCAGUUAGUGUUCUCUAGGGUCUAUCUGAAGAGUUGGAUGUGGGUGCAGUGGGUUGAGAGUGUAGGGGAGGAGGCAUAGGGGACUUCAUAUGUCACAUAAAAGCUGCCAGGAGAAUUGGAUGCGAGAUCAGUCGCUGAGCUUCCCGACGGUGAUGUUCUCCGUUCUCGAGAGUUCUUGGACAUUGUUGGAGCUACAAAGAUCAGCGUUUGCAUUGUACUCUUGUGGGUUCUUCUAUCUAGAGGAUAUGACGCGGAACUAAUGAUCCAAACGUUCCCUCAAGGCUCGUGGACUUUAGUUGUGUGAUGUAAACUCCUUUGAAAACACGUUUUUUCUUCGUCGGGUUACCGUUCACACCUCUACCAAUGGCAAAGAAUCUCACCAAAGUUCUUAAACAGCCUUCCAGCACCACGUAACAUUUACUUGAACUUGUCUUGUAUAGACUCCCAACAAACAUGGACUGUAUUCCCAUGCUUUAUUUUCUGUCGAGACAUCAUGAUUCCUGGUAAUCGAAUGCUGAUGGUCAUUGUAUUAUGCCAAGUGCUACUGGGAGAGAGCAGCUAUGCUAGUCUAAUACCUGAGGAGGGGAGGAAGAGAGUGUCGGCUCAUCUGGGUCAGAGUCAUGAACUGCUGCGUGACUUUGAAGCCACGCUGCUGCACAUGUUUGGCUUGCAGAAGCGCCCGCAACCCAGCUACUCGGCCGUCGUGCCACAGUAUCUGCUCGAUCUGUAUCGACUGCAGUCAGGAGAUGUUGAAGACGCUACAGCACAUGAUGUCAGCUUUGAUUAUCCAGAAAGAUCUACGAGUCGAGCUAACACUGUGAGAGGUUUCCACCAUGAAGAGCACAUGGAAGAGUUUCCUUCAGACGGUUCAUGGGAGAUUCCACUGCACUUCAUCUUCAAUCUCAGCAGCAUCCCUGAGCAGGAACUCAUUUCUACCGCAGAGCUGCGUCUCUACAGGCAACAGAUCGAUGACGCAAGCUCUGAUCCCCAACACAUAGGAGACGAGGGGCUCCAUCGAAUAAACAUAUAUGAAGUGUUGAAGCCCCCGCGGGCCGGCCAGAUCAUCACGCAGCUCCUGGACACACGGUUGGUGCGCCACAACACGUCAAGAUGGGAGAGCUUUGACGUGAGUCCCGCGGUAUUGCGCUGGACCCGUGACAAGCAGACCAACCAUGGCCUCGCCAUUGAGGUGUUUCACUUAAACCAAACACGGCGUCACCAGGGACGACAUGUGCGCAUUAGUCGUUCUUUGCAUCUGCUUCCGGGCGAGGACUGGGACCAGCUCCGCCCACUGCUAGUCACUUUCGGUCACGACGGCAAAAGUCACCCUUUGACGCGCAGAGUGAAGCGCAGCCCCAAGCAAAGAGGACGAAAGCGCAACCGCAACUGUCGGCGCCACGCGCUUUAUGUAGAUUUCAGCGACGUGGGAUGGAAUGACUGGAUCGUGGCGCCGCCAGGGUAUCAGGCGUACUACUGUCAAGGGGAGUGCCCCUUCCCAUUGGCCGAUCACCUGAACUCGACCAAUCAUGCUAUUGUACAGACGCUGGUAAACUCGGUUAACACCAACAUUCCCAAGGCCUGCUGUGUUCCCACCGAGCUCAGUUCAAUUUCAAUGCUCUACUUGGAUGAGACGGACAGGGUGGUCCUGAAAAACUAUCAGGAGAUGGUGGUGGAAGGGUGUGGCUGCCGCUAACCACAGAAAGGCGUGGGCACAUUUACAUUAAAUAUCCAUACCUGGACACUUAUUUAUAAUAUUCAUGUUGAGAUGUGUGUUUGUCUCGUUUCUUGUCUUCCUGACGAUAUCAUAUAUUUUGACCAAAAAUCUCUAUAUACUGUAUAUAUUAAUAUUGACAUAAUUAAAAAAAAUGAAAGUGUCCUUAUUUUAAAUAUAAUUCAGCUGUACAGCUUUUCAUAAUGUAUAUCAGAAUGUAUAAUUGUUUUUCUAUGAGAAAAUUAGAAAAAGAAAAGCCACUAAAGUUUAUUUACUGGUAGUAUUUAUUUCUUUAAUGCAAUAUACAUUCACAAAAAUAGAAAUACAUAGCCUCCCAAACCAACCACAUUUUUUAUCGUAAAAAGUUAAAUUCGUCAUUUGUGUACUUAAAAUAGAGCACUGUGUGAAAUCCUAGGAGAACUGAGUUUUUAAUGUAUCAGUUAAAGAAAUCAGAUAUGUAUUGAUGUGAGUCAAAUUCAGUUGUGUAAUUUACAUGUUCCCAAAACAACUGUUCAUUUUUUAAUAAAUAAUGAAGCAUUACACGUGAGAUUAAUAAAGGUUGUAUAUUUCCAAAAGUACAAAAUUAUGAUCUUUUUUCCCAGAACACAUGGAGUAUAACAGAAUAUGCCAUUUUUGAGGGGAAACCUUCUGAUUUUAUUACAGUUUACAGUUUUUUUUUUUUUUUUAUAAACAUAAUUUGUGCAACUGUUAUGUGCUACAUAAUGCAAAAACUUCUACAUUUUAUAGCUAGUGGCAAUGAAUAAAGAGAAGUGUUUUCUCUACUGAAAUACCAUAACAUUUAAAACCCCACCAAAAUACUUUCAUUUGCAAAUCAACAAAUUUCAUAAUAAACUCAUU
This is a messenger RNA of Xyrauchen texanus (razorback sucker), 2729 nucleotides long. Its product is annotated as bone morphogenetic protein 4-like. NCBI's taxonomy places the organism in Eukaryota, Metazoa, Chordata, Actinopteri, Cypriniformes, Catostomidae. The record is from RefSeq and is a predicted model, not a curated record. Gene Ontology annotation, cellular component: extracellular region. Gene Ontology annotation, biological process: negative regulation of transcription by RNA polymerase II; negative regulation of apoptotic process; BMP signaling pathway. The coding region runs from base 654 to 1853 and encodes 399 amino acids. The transcript has 4 exons. Gene Ontology annotation, molecular function: cytokine activity; growth factor activity; BMP receptor binding.